Ictidomys tridecemlineatus (thirteen-lined ground squirrel) is the source of this 15405-nucleotide messenger RNA. The record is from RefSeq and is a predicted model, not a curated record. Lineage: Eukaryota; Metazoa; Chordata; Mammalia; Rodentia; Sciuridae.
CCGCGAGCUGGCCCCAGGCCUGGCAGUCCCCAAGGGUGGCUUGGAUUCCUUUCCCAAAAUCUAGGGAGGCGACAGGUCUGCCGGUCUGCCACCCCAAGCAGGCCAUCUCCCCCUAGCUGGCCUGUGAGGCCCAGGUGACCCUAAGCAAGGCCCCCUUGGUUCUACUGCGCAGUCCCAGGCCCUCGACCCUAGGGUCAUAGCUGUCACAUCGCAGUGAUCCUCUUCCUUCUAGGACAGCAGAAAUGGCUGCUUUAUUGCAAGGAAAAAAAUCCAAAAGGAGAGCCCACUGACCAGAGGGUGGGCACAAGUACACACUCGCCAGUCACCUUACCAACUCAGCUGCCCUUGGGAGACAGUCCAGGGCCACCUCCUAUCCCGUUGCUGCCAGACCCAGAGACCAUCUCACCCUGGAGACCAUCUCCCCAGCCUCCAGGCUCCGGAGCCACCUCUCCAGUCUAGUCAGAAGGCUUUGGCCCUUGUCUCCUUGGGCUAGGGAACCCUGAAGUCUUGUUUUGGGACACCUUACAGCUUGCACGCUGAGGGUUGCAGGACCUGUUCUUGCCACCUCCUGGGCUGACAUCUAACAAGGAGGUGACUGAGAAGGCACCAUCUCUGCCAAGUGCUGUCUUCACAUAUUGGGAUUCCGUCCUCUGAGCACAGGUGGGGAGCUGGCUCCCUUCCCUCUGCCCCCUGCCAAGAAAGACCCCUCCCUACCAGUCUGUGGUGGCUUUCCUUCCCUCCUUACCUCUCUGUGGUCUUUGAAGCAUCCCAAUCAGUGAAGACCACUGAGGGAGGGUGGAGUGCAGGUGGGGCUUCUGCCUGGGCACCUGUGGGACUUACCGUUGGACUGAGAGUUACUCAUGCAAAAGAGGAGCUAUCAGAGGUACUGAGGAUGAUCCUGGUCCAGCCAGGCUGCCUCUUAGCCUCUGUGCCCGGGGGCUCAGAUCUGCCCCUCCCUGGCCUGGUGCUGUUGGGGUCACAGGUCUUAAUGAUGAGAUCCCUUUUGCCAAGAAAGCACAAAGCAAAGCUUGGGUUAGAUGCUUGGGAUGAGCGGGGCAGCCGCUCUCUGGCCCCCCAGGGGGCAUCACAGGCUCAUUUCUCAAGUCCUUAGGUCAUGAUGAGGUGACUCCUGAGGCUCUUGAAGGAAAGGAGGCUGAUCCCAGGAGACCAGUGCCUGGCCCAGGAAGAUGCCAGCUCCAUUAGUGCUGACUUGGGUUCCUGUCCUCAGCCACCAGGCAGGUGCUGAGUGAACACUGGGAUAUGGCUUCCAGAAAGGGAGAUGGCUAAGGUGGGUCAUGUGUACGGAUUAAACACGGCUUUGGGCCAGUACUUUUAUGGGCCAUGUAGUCAGGGGCACACAGGGUGGAGUGGGUUUACACUUUACACCUGAAGUGUCUCGUCUGAUACAAGAUACCUGGGCCUCCAGCCCCAGCCCUGUUCCUGUCCUGGCCUGGGGGCUCUUCCAGGAAUAGAUACCCCCUUGCCACGCUGCCUGUGGGAGGCCUGUGUGCAGAUGGAGCUGGGAACUGCAGGGCCAGCUGUGGACUGAAUGCCAUGGGGAGGAGGAUACCCACUAUGCUGACCGUCCACUGCCCUUCUCCCUGUCAGUCUGCCUGGCCAUCCUGAAGUCAGGGAGGCCACUUGUCCUUGUGCUGUCUUUAAAAGAAAAGCAUUGAGGGAGGGUGGAGUGGGCCUGUGAACCCCAGGAUGGCAUGUCCUCUGUUCACAGCCCUGACCUGGGCCUCCCUUGACCCCUUCGUCCAAAGUGUCCUGUGAAGCAGCCAACACGGUGUCCCAGCACAGCACUGGAGAUUAAUUGGUGCUUUUAAUUGCUUGCUGGUCUGGCAGAAAUGAAACAAGGCAACAGAGAGGGGUGAACUGCUCAGAGCUACAGUUCCUAAAGGCAGCUCAGCCUGCACUGCUGGGUCGCAGAGAGGCAGCAGAGGGCCCUGCUUGGUGCCCCCCAGGAGUCCUACCUCCCUAUAACAGAUGUUCAGGGCUCUGGGCCAAGCUGUUUGCUGGUCCCCUUUCCCUUAAUUUAGUGGUCUCAGGGAUGCUGAGAACGCUGGUUGGAGCAAAAGUUCUGGUUGGGGCCACAGUGGAUCCCUCAGUGGAGCUGACGUCUUCUGCCAGCUUGAGAGCUGGCACACACCAUCCUUCCAUGCACUCUGAGGGUGACAGAGAGCUGCCCACAUCCCUGCUUCUUGGCCCUGCAGGGGCAGCAUUCCCUGGGCUCCUGUGCCUGGAGCUGGUCCCCCUGCAGCCUGCCCGCUCCUGGCACUAUAGCCAGCUGCCAGCAGCACCUUCCCCAGAAGCAGUAGAGUCUGUUGCUGCACUUCCUAGGCCCAUCCCUGAUCAUGUGGGGUGGAGUGGGUUUGCACCUUGCACCAGAAGGGUCUGGUCUGAUACAAGAUACCUGGGCCUCCAGCCCCAGCCCUGUUCCUGGUAUUCCUACCCAAACCCCUUCCAUGCUUGUUCCCCCACAGCCUUGUUCCAUUGCAGUGCCUGGCUACCCUGAACUCUGGUUGCCUGCCCACCUGGCCUUGCCCACUGGAACUCUGCCCUUCACCCUCACCAGCUCCAUGCCACCCUCCCCUGGGCACUGAGCUCCACUGGGAAGUGAUACAUGGGCCUGAGAGCGGCCGUCUCAUCUACGUGCAAGAGGAGAGCCAGGACACUGAUGGGGACUCUUUAGAAAAGCAGCCUUCUGGGCCCACAGGAGGCUGAAAUCUAUGUCCACCUUUCCAAGCCCAGCUUCCCAACCUAAGGAGGCUUCUUGCCCAUCAUGUCCAUGUUUGUGACCCCUGAAGUGGAGCUGGUUUUAAGUACAACUACAAAGGCAAAGGGUAACUUGAAGUAGAGCUAUCACAAAGAAAUCUCUUCUUGGUCAGAGGGGUUCUAUUUGGCUCUGGUCCUGGCCUCCUCUGCUGAGAUGGAAGGUUCCAGACACCCAUCAGUGCCAAAGGCAAAUUAAACAUACCCAUGAAAAGCUCUCUGUCUCCCAAGCACUUCCUUCCUGAAAACAGUGAGGGAAGGAGGUUUUAGUCAAGUACUGCAGUGAGUCUGUGGAUGACAUGGCUCCCAGGCUAUGCCAGGCUGGGGGUGCUGGGGUGCAGAAUCCAGUGUUGGGUGAACCUUUGCUUCUGAAGGUCCUGGUAGGGUCACAAGCACAGAAAACUGGCUGUGCCUCUGAGCCAAGGACCACAGUGCCCGACAUUGGGUGGCCCUGCCCACAACACAUGCUUGGUGGUUUAAAAGGCUAUUUGUUAGGCAGCACUAUUGGGGUAACUGAUGACCAGCGGAGUGACCAGUCCAGCCCACAGGCUAGGCAGUUUCCAAGAUUUCUUCCAAUCCAGAAUAUAAUUCCAAGUAGAAGAAAAGGACUAGGGCAUUUGGCACAGGGCUAUGUUGCUGGGACGCAGCUGCAUGGAGAAGCUUAGCUUUCCAAGCUGCCGAGAGCUGUGGCUCACCAGCUUGCAGGGCACUCAGGGCCACAUCUCCCAGGGUGCAGGGGGAGCAGGGACGCGCAAGAGGAGACCUCCGAGCCAAGCAGAACAGCCGCGGGAGUCACGGUCAGCAAAUGGCACAGCACCUGCUUGCUUGCCCCCACCCGCACCUGCCAGCCUCCCACGGGGGUUUGGCCGCUGGACAGUCAGGGUGGGAUCAGCCCAAACUGACCAUCCCUCCUAGAGAAGACAACAGAUGUUAGCAUCAACGGGUCCUGCUCCCUUUCCGCAAACAGACUUCAAGACGUGAAAAAUUGGGGUAAAUGAGGGGUGCACGAUUAGAUUUGGGCCCAAGCUGGGUUCUUGUGGGUGCCAGAGACAGCUGCAACCACAUGUCAGGGACAAUGGCCCUGAUGCGGUGGGGGCUGCCAGGCUGGGGUGCCCGGGGACAGCUGGACGAGGUGCUGACAGAGGGCUCAUUCCUCUGUGAAGCCGCUGCGCAGCUGCUGGGAGUGUGGCCAGCCUUGGGCUGUGUGCCUCGUCCCGGGGGCUGCCCUGGAGGAGGCUGUGGGUGGCUGGGGCGCAGGGUCCACCUGGGUCAGGCGGGCUGUGGUCCCCUGAUGCCAACCAGCUCAGUCAGGUUCUGGCAGCUCCUCUGGGGCCCUUCCCUCCCGAUUCCCCUUUCUCAGCUCUUCUCCUCCCACGGUCCUGGGGCAGCCCCAGUAUCUCAGCUCCCCCUGGCCUCUCCUCUCAGCUUUACAUUUCCUCCUAGUUCUUGCUUGACAGUAAAGCUCAGGACCCUCCCCUGCCUCAAGGCAGAGCUUGGCCUGCAGGUGGCCUGCAGGGUGCAGGACAGCACCCCAGGGGAUUCCACCUGGCCUGCAGCCCCCUCUCUGUGCCAGAGCCAGCCUCAGCCAUGCAGCUGAGUCUGGAUCUACAGAGGUUUUGUUUUUGAUGUGGGGCAACUUCUUAGGCCUAAGACAGCUGUACCUUAAACUAGAUGCUCCUUAACAGAGAAAUAGGUUGAGUUUUGUAGACUUUCCCCCACCAGCAAAAGCAAAGCCUUCCAGGUGAUUGUGAAACUACUUUGAGGACAUUCUUUGUUGUUUUAUUUUUAAAUUUUUUAUGUGUUUACUUUGUAGUACUGGGGCUUGAACUCAGGAGUGCUCUGCCAAUAAGCUAUAUCCACAUCCUUUUUAUUUGAGACAGGGUCUUGCUAAGUCCCUGAAGGUGGCCUUGAACUUGUGAUUUUCUUGCUUCAGCCUCCUGUCACUGGGAUAGUCACUAUGCCUUGCUCUUUUACUUUUAAAAUUGAGGUGAAAUUUACACAGCAUGAAAUGACCACUGUAAAUGGCUCUUCAUACAUUCACAAUGCUGCACAUCCAGCCUCUAUCUGGGAACCCACACCCACCAAGACUCACACCCCUUCCCCCUCCCAGCCCAGACGACCUCCGGGCUACCUUCUUUUCCCUUGGAGUUUCCCAUUCUGGAGAAUUCCUGCAAGAGGAAUCACACAGCUUGUGUCUCUCUUCUCACUUAGCUUAAUGUUUUCAAGUUUCACCCAUGUGGUAGCACACGUCAGAAUGUUGUUCUCCUUUAUGGGCAAAAAGUACCAUAGUGCAGUUUCAAUUAAAUUCAGGUUGAAAUGGGUGAGAUCUCAGUCAUCAGCCGGCCACUCCUUGGGGGAGCUCUGCCCUGAGUGACCUGUGCUUGAGCCAGUUCCAGACAGUCUCCUGGGAAGGCAGACCCAGCAGGAAACUCAAUCUGCAGAGGACGCAAGCUCCCAGCAGACCCUUCCGCUGGCCUCACCCACCCUGGGCAAAUCCAGAGAGGGAGCAUGGAGCCAGCCGAGCCCGAGAGCUGGAUGCCAGAACAAGGGGCCCUUUUCUGCUCUGCACAAUGCCCCAUUGUGCCCUUCUGAAGGGAGGACAAUGCAGCCCCAGCAAGGGGAAGCUGAGGACAAAAGAGCCUUUUGUGAGGACUGUCCCCACCUGAAAGGCAGCACCCAGGGUCACACCUGAUGGCAGAGCUGCCCUGCCUUGCCUUCCGUCCAGUGCAGCUCUGGCCUCCAGACUGGGACCCGGAGAAGCUCUGCAGGCUUGGCUGUCCUUCCCAAACAGCAGUGCUGUCCAUCCCAUGCCUGGCAUCCAGACAGCAAGGAGGAAAGGUGCAGGGCAAGGGCUCCCAUGGAAGAACUGUUCCUCCAGUUCCCAAACUUGGAGACCUUGGGCACAUGUUGCUGCCCUGCUGGAGGCACAACAGGAUGUGGCAGGUGUCCGUGCCACCCACUGCAACAUCUGUUAUAGGUCACACUUCACAGCUGGGGUCCUGAGGGAGGGUCUCUCAGAAAAAAUAAUGGCAAGCUUUGAAAAACUUAUAUAAGAUGUACAUCAGUGCUGUUACCCCAGCAACAGGGGAAGGCUGGGGUUGGGAUUGGAGAGGAGUCCCAGCAGUUACCCAUCUGGCUUAACUUGGAGAGGGGCAACUGUCCACAGACAACCUCUCAUGAUGCUUGCACUGCAGGUGGGCGAGGGUACAGACAGACACUAAAUCCGGAUCAUUUGACCAUGCAAGCAUUGAUAAUUUAUAUGUCAAAACACUGAGAACAAAAUUCAGAAACUAAAGACAAGAAGAUGUAAUACCAAAUAGAACCAAGAAAAACAUUUGAAAUAUACACAAAGAAAUAGGACCUUUAGUAUGUAAAGAGUGCUAACGAAUGAAGAGGGAAAACCCCACACCUCUCUGAUUGCUUCCCAAGAGCCCUGCAGUUCACCUAGGGUUGUGCCCACAGUCCUGCGCGCAGUUUCCCUCUGGGAAGUCUCAGGAAUGCCUGAUUCACCGAUCCACAGUCUCAGAGCAACACCCCCCGAACAGCGACUGAAUGGCUUCUACUAUCAGAAGCAGAGCUGCUGGCUUUCGUGGGGUCCUGCUCUGGUCUGUAGUAAGUUCUUCCCUCCUCUGAGUCCUCGAUGGCCCCUCUUUGCUCAAAGCCUGUAGGAACGUUACCUAUCUAGUAGGGGCUUAGAUGGCUGUGCAGACACCCCCGUGGAAUUUCGGGUGGGCUAGGAAGCUGGAGUCGGCCCUGCCCACUCUGUACCCCACCAACUGCGUCGGCUGCCCAGCUUCCUCUGCGGAAAGCAGAAAGGAGGCGUCUGCACCCCGCGAUCCUCGCGGCCCGGCCUCCCCUGUGCAAGCACCGGAUCCACACCGCAGGGAGCGCAGGACGCACUUUCCAUUAGCCUCCAUCGCGCUCCUUCCCUAGAAGGCCGGCGCCCGGGACUUUAGCAACACCGGUUGGCGGAACGAACCAAGGAGUGAAGGAAUCCUGAGCGGCCCCUGGGCCCUCCCAGCCGCAACGCCCCCGAAGCUUGCGGAAGGGGGGUGCCUGUCCGCGCGUGGGCAAGACCCACCAGACAGUGGGCGUGGUCAGGGCGUGGUCUCUGCGAUCCGUCCUCCCCGCGCAGGCGCUGAGAUGGCAGCAAUGGCUGCGCCCGAGGGGUCACUGAGGAGGCGGAAGGCCGGGGGCUCGGGUCCAGGGCCUGGGUCGCCGCCCGCACCAGGACGCGAUGACGCUGGCUGCUCCACCCGCCUGCGCACAGGCACCUUCUGGCUGACCAGAAUCGUGCUUCUGAGGGCCCUCGCCUUCGUCUACUCCGUGGCAUUCCUGGUGGCUUUGCAACAGAACAAGCAGCUGAUUGGUGACCAAGGCCUGCUGCCCUGCAGGGCAUACCUGAAGAGCGUGCAGCAGUACUUCCGAGGACGGGGUGCCUGGGAUGCCUGGAGCUAUGCACCCACCAUCAUCUGGCUGCUGGAUUGGUCAAACAUGGACUUCAACCUGGACCUGCUGGCUCUGCUUGGAUUGGGCAUCUCGAGCUUUGUCCUGAUAACUGGCUGUGCCAACAUGAUCCUCAUGGCUGCUCUCUGGGGUCUCUACCUGUCCUUGGUCAACGUGGGACAAGUCUGGUAUUCUUUUGGCUGGGAGUCGCAGCUGCUGGAAACGGGGUUCCUGGGAAUCUUCCUGUGCCCCUGGUGGACUCUGUCCCGACUGCCCCGGCACACCCCCACGCCCUGGACAGUGCUGUGGGCCUUCCGUUGGCUCAUCUUCAGGAUCAUGCUUGGAGCUGGCCUGAUCAAGAUUCGUGGUGACCAGUGCUGGCGAGACCUCACCUGCCUGGACUUCCACUACGAGACCCAGCCAGUGCCCAGCCCCCUGGCCUACUUCCUACACAGGUCGCCCUGGUGGGUGCACCGCUUUGAGGCCCUCAGCAACCACUUCCUAGAGCUCCUGGUACCCUUCUUCCUGUUCCUCGGGCGACGGAUGUGCAUCCUCCAUGGCGUGCUUCAGAUCCUGUUCCAGGUGGUCCUCAUCCUCAGUGGGAACCUGAGCUUCCUGAACUGGCUGACUAUCGUGCCCAGCCUCAGCUGCUUUGAUGACGCCUCUCUGGGAUUCCUGUUUCCCUCUGGGCCAGCUGGCCUGAAGGACAGAGCCCUGAAACUGCAGGACGAAGAAGCCCAAGGGGCCCAGUCCCGGCCAAGACAUGUAGGCUGUGCUGUGCGCCGCGUGGUCAACCUCUCACUGGGCAUCCUCCUGGCCUGGCUCAGUGUGCCAGUGGUCCUCAACCUGCUGAGCGCCAAGCAGGUCAUGAACACCACCUUCGGCUCACUCAGGAUCGUCAACAGCUAUGGGGCCUUUGGCAGCAUCACCAAGGAGCGGACAGAGGUGAUCCUGCAGGGCACAACGAGUCCCAACGCCAGUGCCCCUGAUGCUGUGUGGGAGGACUAUGAGUUCAAAUGCAAGCCCGGUGACCCCUGGAGGCGGCCAUGCCUGAUCACUCCCUACCACUACCGCCUGGACUGGCUAAUGUGGUUUGCGGCCUUCCAGGUGGAUCCGAGCAGAGCACUGGCGGUACAAGUUCAGCCUUCCUGGGGGCAAGCAUGCCGCAGAGGGCAAGUGGUGGGUGCGCAGGAGGCUUGGCCCCUACUUCCCCGCAGUCCGCCUCGAGGACCUGGAGGGCUACUUCAGGGAGUAGGACUGGCCUCUCUAGGCAAAGCCACAAUAAAGGCCCACGGACAGGCGCUGCUGUGUGAUUCCCUGGUGCCCAUCGCCCCUUCCCAGGAGGGCGACCCCUGGUCUCCCACAGGGCAGCCGGCACCAGGCCUCCAAGUGCUGCACCUGCCCGUCCUCUUGCCCUCACAGGGGACAGCUGCCCAAGCUCAGGAGCAGCCCCGCCCAGGGCUUGGUUUAUUCCCCAGGGCCAGGCUGAGCGUGCCCACACAGCAGGGGACCGUGCCCACACAGCAGGGGACCGUGCCCACACAGCAGGGGACCAGGCCUGCAACCCACCUAGAUGGGGCAGCUCUACUAUCUCAAGCUCAUCGUAGUCUACACCUGUACCCCACAUCCUCCCCACGUGGUCAGCCUUUGAGGUGUGGACAGAGCCACCGUCCUCCACAUGUGGCCAUGUCCCCAGACUCGUAUUAGUGACCUGCAGAGGCCACAGGGUUGGCGGCACCAUGUCUGGGGGUGUGCUGGGAUGCCAUGCUUCCUACUGGCUGAGUGGGAUGGGUCGCAAGGCGCCUGGAGGAGCCUAUCCCACCCCACCUUCUACUCACAGUUCCACGGCCAGCCAUUCUGCAAAGCCUUCCAGGGACAAGGUGGCUCCACAACAGGCCAGCCAAGCUGGGCACAGUCAGGGGAGCCCCCUGUGUGGAGCCUCUCAGCCUGCCUGGUCAGCCUAGGAGGGAACAGAGGGUCAGUGCUCUGGCUCCUGGGGAAAUAGGCACCUUGUGUCUAUGGGGACAGAUGGGCCUCGGAGCAGGGAGCCUGGAGCCAGCCAGUCUGCCCUCAGCAACCUCAGGGCUGACUGGCUGCCCCAACCCCGGGGCCCUUCCUGGGGCCCUGUGAGGGGUCUCCGCAGGCACAGCAGUGGCUAGAACUGUAGGGACUCUCCUCUGGAGAGGCAAGCCCUGGGGGGAAGCCUGCGGCCACCGCCCCACAGUCCUGGCAGGAAGGCAAGGUCCGAGACAACCUGCAAGAGCCACGGCAGGCCUGGAGGAGGCACCCUCCAGCCUGACAGCGCCCCCAGGGAAGGCCAGGGGAGGGCCAGGCAGGAGCAGCUCACCACCCCAGGCAGCCGCCCGCUCGUGAUUAUCUGUCAGCUGUCUGUGUGUCUGCCAGCCACGUGGAGCUGCAGGACAAGGACACCAGCCAGGCCUCCUGGGGUGCAGCAGGGCUCAGGGUCAGCUGGCAGUGUCCCCCUGGGCUCUGACUCCAGGUGCCCAGCCCUAUUCAGGGAGACCCCCACCUCAGGGUGUGGUCACUCUGGACAUCUGCUCACCUGAGGACACUCCAGGGUCCUGAGGUCCUGAUGGUGACCGCAGUCACCUCUCCCUCACCAGCCCUACUCCCUGAGGAGCCGGCACAUUUGUGUCUGCCCUCAGCUCCCCAUGGCACUGUCCACGCAGGGCAGAGUGCCUGGCUGUACUCAAUCUGCAGUGGUCAGUGUGGUUUUUGGGGCGCUGACAACAGGAGCCAGUGUGGGGUGGGUGGUGCUUGUGAGUGGGAGCCGGAGACCUGGGACUGUCACUCGCUGAACUGAGGAACCAGCUAGAGGAGCUGGGUGCCCGGGAACUAGCCCAGCCAGGACGAGAAGUAAAGACUGGGCCUCCCGAGAGGCACACAGAUGGGAGAGUGGCCUGAGGCUCCACCAGGCCUGUCCAGGGUCUGGUGGCCUCAUCUACCGCAAUGGAGCCCCAUUCUCAGGCUCUUGUGACUGCAAAUAACGAGGAAUAAAGCUAGAGCCCUCACAGUCUGAUUUCAAACUCUGCAACAAAGCUGCAGUAGCCAAAACUGGCACUGGCACAGGUCAGCAGCGUAGAAAAACUCUUUACAGACAGCUGUUGACAAGGGUGCUGAGAUCCCAGUUUGAAGAAUGUGUGGGCCCUUCACACCAUGUGCAGAAGUUAAACGGGAGAAAUCCCAAAGGAGAACCAACUGCAGACACAAAUGGGACACCAGGGACACCCUAGGACAUGGGACAGGUCACCAAAUUCACCAGGACUGCAUCUCAGAGUGGUGUCCAGAGCAUGCAGACACCACCACAGGAGACAAAAGCCCAGCAAGGACCAGGAGGAGGACACGCAUGGAGCCUUCUGUGAAGCAGAUGCAAAUCCCAGUGUGCACCUGGAGAGCACUGGCCAUCCGUGGCCACAAGGGGAGCACAGAUGGAGCCUUGAGGACAGAGGAUGGACCUGCUGCCUCUACAGUCCCCUGGGACAAAGCUGGGCCCUGCUGUCACACUUCCAGCCAUGGGCCCGGGAAGACUGAGGACAACAUUUCCAGCAUCAUUCGUGCCAGCCAGAGGCCUAUCAGUCUACUGAUGGGCAGGCCUUGGCCACAGGAGGACCCUGGAAACGAGGUUCUGGAAGGGACCAGAUGCAGAAGUGCCCAUGUGACUGCCUGUGGCCACGUCCUGGGAGCAGUUCAGCAGCAGGUUGGGUGGCCCGGAAGAGGCAGAGGCCAUAGGAGAACGGACUGAAUGCAGUGUCAAGUUCAAGAUGACCGACUUUGCAGUUAUGUCUGUUUUACAUCCGGAUUCCAGAACACAGUCCCUGAGUGUCCUGAGAGCCUGGACCAGGCCAGGGACUGGAGACACUGUACAGCACAUCAACUGCAGUCGCCAAUGCAGGGCCACCGGCCCCCUUCUGCGUCUGGGGAAGACACAGGAGCCAAUGGGGCUGGAGACUUACCUUCGCCGCCUGCCACCCAGUGGCUGGGCUGUCCACAUGUAUCAGGCAUUGGGGGGAGUCGCUGGGCCUUACAGGGGUGGGGUGCCACGUCCAGCUCAGGUAAGGCAGCAGGGGCCACCUGGUAGCCUACAAACAUGUACCUCAGUGAUGCCCACCCCGCAGCAUCUGCUGCUGCCCGCUCAACCCUCACCCUGCCAGUCAUCUCCAGGCCUGGGUAAAGCCGGCUGCUUCCUCCCUUCAGGCACGCAGCCCGGCCCCACCUAGGCUGGCACCGGGUCUGGACCAGGCGGCUCGCUACUCUAGGGCUCUGCCCCAACCCCAGUGCAGAUGGUGGCCAGACCACGCCAGAUGAGGUCAGCCCUGGAACCCAGCGGUCUCAGCCCACAACCUGCCUUGACUUGCUGGGCACUGCUGGGCCCUCACUUGCCAAGGGUUUCCUAGUGUCAAUAUGCAACUGAGGGACAGCAGAGCCCUUCUCCCAGCACCUGCCAUGCCUCAACUUCUCACUGACCUGGAGGCCAUCCCUGCAGGCCUCAAGUAGUGAGCUGCACAGCCUUAUCUGCAACCACACAGCAGAGCUGAAGACGGCCCAAGUGGAGAAGGGGAACACUGUAGGCAACUUGCCCCCCAUAUGAGCCCAGGUCCUAGGUCAGGGGAAGACCCAGGGAAGAUGUGGCUGUCAUGGCGACCCUGGACACACCAUCUCAGAAGUCCCAGAAGGAGGAAGAGGGGAGACUCUUCCAGGGGAGCUCUGGACAGCUCAGAGUAAUGGGCACCACCCACCUGCAGAAGCUAGAUGGCAACUCCCACAGCCACACAGGCACUGCCCAGGGCCUCCCCAGGAGUGAGCACAGCCUGGGGGCAUCCGCCAGGGAGAGCAGGAGCCAGGGGUUCUCCCACACGUGGCUGGCAGCACACCAUGGCAGCAUCUGAUGUCAACACUGGCUCAGCACAGUCCUUCCAUUAGAAGGGGUCCCCAGGAAGGAUGGGGCCGGGGGACACACCAGAAAGUGUGUAUGUUUGUCAGAAGCCACUGUGGUAUAAAAUAGGUGGGUUUCAUUUAUGUCAGUUACACCCAGCUCUGGACAGGCCCAAGGUGCCAUGGUCCUGAUCCCCUCUGUGCAGGCUCCGGCCUCCUCGGUACCUGUGCACACAGCCACUCCUGGGUAAAGUCACUGGAAAGGAGAGACACUGCCACACCCCAGGAGGACCAACAAAGCUGCCAGCCCAGUCAGAGGCCCGGUGUGCAGGCAGCAAGUUAAGGCCACACUGCUCACAGGAUCAGGCGCAGAGACAGCUCCCCUGCACUCUUCCAGGGCAGCUAGCUGCACCAGCCUUUCGCUGCCACAGAGCACCCACACAGAAAACUCGGCCUCCUUCCUGUAUGGCUGCAAGCCAGGGCCAUGCCUGGGGGCCACCGGGCUCUGACCAUGCUAAUGUCUGCUGUGGACAUCAUCUGGGCUCAGACUUUGCAUGUGUUCCCAUCACAGUAACCCAUGUCACUCAGAGCCUGCUGUGUUGGGCACGGGGAGCCUUGCACUGGACAUGUGGGAAGGGAGAGGGGCCCUGGGCGAACGUACCCUCCACACUGCCCUGCCAUCCAGCUUGUGCCAUGCCCUGGUAACUCCACUGUCCUUGGCUGCAGUUUCCUAAAGUCAGCUCUGAGCUCAAGUGGCACAGGCAAGGCCCAAGGCAGACUGCAGCCUUGUGCCUUGAGCACAGCCUCACCUGCCAGGACAGCCAGGGAGGCUGCCACCACGUGGACGGGCCAAGUGGGACCACACUAUACCCCCCAGGUGGCAGGCAACACCCACUUGUCCUCAGGGAAGGUCAGGCCCCUCGCCUGGCUCCAGUAGGCUGCACCUGGGCCCCAGCACUGGUGCCAGCCCUUCAGCUGUGCCCUCCAUGGUAGGCACAUUAGCAUCUCAAUGGCCUGGAUUGAUAGCCAGGGAGCAGCUGCCUGGGCAUAGAAGAAGGGGACAGCCUUGCUCCUUGGGGUGGGCUGGGCUCCGUCAAGUGGCUUCCUCUCCCCACAUGGCCCCACUCACAACUGGAUGGAAGAACACCAAGCACUACCAGCAGUAGCCAGGGCCUCUGUGUCCCUCAACGUCCGCCCUGGGGCAGCCACGCAGCUGCAGGGCUGGAUAGCCAGGCUCCGUUCCUGCCUUUGCUGUGAGCAGAGGUGGGGCCAGGCCCAGGCCCAUCAGUACCCGCCCGGCCCAGGAGGCACAGGCUCUCCACCAGCCCCUGGGGAAGUCCCCACAGCUUGGCCCUUCCUGCAACUGUCUGCCCCCUCACUGGAGCAUCAGCUCCACCUGAGGAUCGGUAGUAUCCCCAGAUGAUGCCACUGCAGUGGGCUGGGUAGUGUCCCCAAAUUCAGAUCCACCCUGACCUCAGGAUGUGAGAUUUGGGAAGAGAGUCCUUGAGAAGAAUUGAGGAUUGGGAGGUCUGCAAAUCAGUGACAGGUGCUCAGAGAGGAGACAGGAGGAGGGACGAGACCAGGGCAGGAAGGACAGUCCUCCCACCAACCUUAACGGAGGGUGGCCCUGCCCACACCUGAAUUCUGACCCAGGGGCCUCCAACCAGUGGGAGGAUAAACUUUCCUGCUUGAAGCCCCAGGUGAGGCCCUUUAUUGUAGCCCCCAGAGAUCACACACUGCCAACCUGGGAGCAGGUGGCAGAAUGUAGCCCCGAGUGCCCUCAGUCGCCCUUGCAACCAGGGCCAGGCCCCCCACUCCUGCUGGCCCCACAGAGGGCUGUGGAUACUGCUUCCCUCACAGCCCAGUGCUGGGGCAACACAGGACAGGCCCAGGCCUUGGGGAUGUUCGCAGGGGAGGCCCACAGGACACCAGGGUCUGAUGGUACCCACUGGCAGGCAGCAUCACAGACACAUGAGCUCCCUGGCACCUCUCUGCAGACACUUGGCUGACAGCUUUCCUGAGUGUGGUUGGCAAGACCUUCCAGAACAGGAGCGCUCUCCCCGCAGCCCUGCCUGCUGGGAUGUGGCCACACCUUGUCAGGAGCACCCCUACCCCGCCAUCCCCCACCUCAAGUCUAUCCCGCCUGGGGCUGCACAGCCCACAGUGAGCAGCCUGUCCGUCCUCCCCAUGAACACUGAGGGCACAGAGCCAGGUUUUCCAGACAUAGGCUCUGGGCUGGCCUGGUGCAGCCUGGAGCCCUGGGGAAGCAGUGGAGGCUGCCAAGCCCAGAGGGCCCCCUGGUGGCGGUGGCCACUGGAAGGCCUCAAGGCAGCUCUGCACUGACCCGCCACACAUCACUGCAGAGUUCUCCUGCCACAUCCCCAGGGCCAGUGGAGGGCGCCUGAGGUCUCAGGCCAAGCCAGGGCUGAUAUCACAGUGAGGGGAGGCUCUGCGCCUGCUGGGGACAGGGAUAUAGACAGCCGGGCGUCACCUGUCAGGGCUGGGCACCACAGUUGUGCUGUAGCACAAGUCCAGGACACUGAACUGGUUGGAUACACUCCCUGUGCCUCAGUCUGCUGGCAGAGUCAGGGACAGGCCUGCCAGCAGGGCAGAUGGUGUCCACCUAGACCCCGGCCUAGAUGCCAUGAUGCUCACAGGGCCCCUCGGACCCAGGGAUUCCAGUGCUGAGCCCAGUCCUUGCAGGCAGUGCCCAGGGAGCAUCCCCCGGGACAGGCAGCAGCUGUCUGGCUUGGCAGUGGGUCUAGACCUGGUACAUCCCACAAUAUACCUGUCAUAUGUACCUGGUACAUCCCAGGUUCUGCCCUGGUACAUCCUCCCCUGUGAACAUCCCAAGCACAGCCUGCUCAGGCCCGUCCCUUGGUACCAGGACAGGACCCACUGCCAAACUAGCAGCAGCCUCCUCCAAUCCAGUAACAGUGAGGAAACAGCCUUGGUGACAGCAGUAGAUUGUCAUGCUGAGCUCAGACCUUGUGCCCCUAAGGCAGGGACCCUGGAGGAAGCCAGCAGCUAGGCUGAUCCCCACAACCUCACCUCUGAACCAAGAACCAGCAAGGGCCUCCGCUGGAGGCUAUUCCCUCCCAUCCUCAUGGGUCUGUGGGUCCAGCUGGGGCAGGAAGGGGACACCAGGAGACUGACCUGGGUGGCUGUAGAACCACCAUCAUAGAAUGGUGGACCUCAAGACAUAAAUGCACAUCCUGAUCCCAAAACCUGCAAAUAGGGCCCAAUUUGGAAAAUAGUGUUUUGCAAGUAUAAUAAAGUUAAGAGAUCAUC